GACUGUGGUUCAGGGCAACAAACAGCAGCGUACGCCGCCGGUGACAUCAAUGGUGGAGUACGCGUCCAUUCAGGGAAAGGUCUGAGAGAGACCACUACUGGGGCUUACAUGGAGAGCUGAAACUGAAUAUGAGGUUAACGUCCUUAAUGAUGUACAUAUCUCCGGUUCUGCUAUUUAUUUUGUAUGUAUAUAUCGGAUUUUCCGAAGCUGCACCUCGCAUCAGUCCCUACGAUGCGUCGCCUAUCUCCAGGAAGCCCGGCUCAGCCUCCGACACCUGGGAGACCUUCCACACCGACAUGCCUCGUACUUUACCCGAGAGCAGGUUCGCUCUCGGGCCUCUAACCGGACUCACACCGUCGCCUGCUAUUGUUUCUGUCGGGCCGACCACCACUAGCUCUAUUUCUAAAACGGCAACCACCUUCCAGCCUCCAACAACGGACCCGACCACCACCACUACGUCUACUACUACAGCCCCUGAUAUUGGAAUCAUUUCAGCCACUAAAGAACAAAUAACAGCGCCGAUUUCCAGAUUAAACGGCGCACGCAAAAGAUCCACCGAUGUACAAACAUCACUUUUUGCUCCGGAGAAAAUGCUGCAGACCAUGGUGUCCAUGGUUUCCCAGCGCACAGCAAACGAUGCCUGGGCAGCAGAUAAUAUUGGCACAUCUGUUACCUCAAUAGAGAAUAGUCAAGAGGGUCUCUGUAACUGCAGCAGUGGCGCUGAGGGGAUUUUGGACCCGGAUGAGUGUGAGCCGAGCACCGGUCAGUGUUCGUGUGUGUCGGGCUACGCCGGUCUGCAGUGUGAGGACUGUGAGGAGGGACACUUCACCAACGGCACCAGCGGCUGCCUGCCCUGCGCCUGUGACUCCUUCGGUGCAGUGAACCACCUCUGUGACAGCUCAGGGAUAUGUAAGUGCAAGACGGGAGUGUAUGGACCAAAGUGUGAUGAAUGCCACCCAGGCUUCUUCCACUUCAGCAGCACUGGCUGCCGGCCCUGCCAGUGUCAGAACCACACCAACUACUGCCAUCCACAGUCCGGAGUGUGUCUGAACUGUGAGGGCAACACCCAGGGGUCCAACUGUGAGGAGUGUAAGCCUGGUUUCUACCGCCUGGCUGGAAGUGCCCUGACCCAAGCCUGUGCACCGUGUCCCUGCUCCAACACCAGCUCCAACACCACCUGUCACACCGAUCCCAGUGGCUCCCCAGUGUGUGACCAGUGCCUCCCCCGGUACAGCGGCCCGCAGUGUGACAAGUGUAGCGCCGGCUUCUACAAAGCAUCAGGGGUUUGUGCUCCAUGUGACUGCAGUGGGAACGCAGACCCUCAGGACCCCGGCCAGCUCUGUCACCCCGACACCGGCCACUGCCUCCACUGCAUCAACAACACCGCCGGGCCCCAGUGCCAGCUCUGUGCUCGGGGCUUCAUAGGGGAUGCCCGAGCACACAACUGCACCCGUCCGACAACCCGGCUUUUCCCCAUACCAGCAGAUACAACUACGACAAAGGCCCCCGCAUCGAGCACAUCUUCCCCCUCCACGACCACGACCACCAGCACCAGCACCCCUCUGACCUCCGCCACGGCUUCCACGUCCGGCGGCAACACAAGCACGGCGCUCAGCACCGCCGCCACCACACAGGCGUUGUUGACCAGCCUGCGCAGCCCCACCGACAACACCACCGCGGCGCUGACCGAAGUGUCCUGGACGCAGUUCAACAUCAUCAUCCUGGCCGUCAUCAUCCUGGUGGUGCUGCUGCUGCUGGGCUUCGUCGGAGGCGUGUACACCUACCGGGAGUACCAGAACCGCAAGCUCAACGCGCCCUUCUGGACCAUUGAACUGAAAGAGGACAACAUCAGCUUCAGCAGCUACCACGACAGCAUCCCCAACGCGGACGUUUCAGGCUUGCUGGAGGACGAGGCCAACGAGGUGGCGCCUAACGGCCAGCUGGCACUCACCACGCAGGGCAACUGCUACAAGGCUUAGCGUUCCACCCAUGCCCAAACUGGACACCUAGAUUUACAGAUGACACAAAGCUGCUGGAAGAAGAAAAAAAAAAA
This is a messenger RNA of Perca flavescens (yellow perch), 2053 nucleotides long. Its product is annotated as multiple epidermal growth factor-like domains protein 9. The transcript is spliced from 6 exons. Gene Ontology annotation, biological process: axon guidance; basement membrane assembly; cell migration. Gene Ontology annotation, cellular component: laminin trimer. The record is from RefSeq and is a predicted model, not a curated record. Bases 129 to 1979 code for a protein of 616 amino acids. NCBI's taxonomy places the organism in Eukaryota, Metazoa, Chordata, Actinopteri, Perciformes, Percidae.